Molecule: messenger RNA, 2562 nt
Organism: Dichotomopilus funicola
Lineage: Eukaryota; Fungi; Ascomycota; Sordariomycetes; Sordariales; Chaetomiaceae
Exons: 4
Coding region: 1-2562 (853 amino acids)
Cellular component (GO): nucleus
Molecular function (GO): zinc ion binding; DNA-binding transcription factor activity, RNA polymerase II-specific
Source: RefSeq, a predicted model, not a curated record
AUGGACGAGAAGAAACCCUCAUUAGAGGGCGAUGGGGGCGUCAUGCAGCAAAGCUACCCCUCUCCGAUGGUAGACACCGCGGAGACCCAAUACUAUGAGCAGCUAGGACAGCAUCGAGACCUUGAUCCUCACAUGGCGCACCAGGUGUCUCAGGAAGAGCAACACCAUAGUUUACCCCUGACGACAAACCAGCAGGGCCAGCAUGAACACCAUGAACUUCACCAGCUCCAAGAACUCCAAGACGCACCUAUGCCCCAUCAGCAAAACAACCGCCCGCAGGACAACGCGGACGAACUUCAACUGGCAGCUCAACUGACACAAGGCCUCGCGCCAAUGAUGGACGCUGCCAUCCACAACCAUGGCCAAGAACAGCAGACCUCGAUGCCCCAGCAAGAGGAACACAACGGCCAGGCACAGGCCGAAGAACAGCCCGAGCCGAACCUCCAGGAGCAACUCGAGGCGUCACUAGAACACCAUGAACGUGAGAUGCAGUCGAGAGAGCAUCAGUACGGGGGCGGCCAUGGGCAUCAGCUCCAGAACCACGAUCUACAAGAGGUUAUAUCGCCGCAUUCUGCUCCACCUCAUCAACAUCAUCACUACGAACAGGGUGGGACGCCGUCCUCACAGCUACCGCAUCAGAUGUCCAUGGAGCAUCUUUCACGGCCAGUGAAUGCCCCGUACCCGCCAGGGGAUCCCACACCGCCCCGGAAACGGUCCAAGGUGUCACGGGCUUGCGAUGAGUGCCGCCGGAAGAAGAUCAAGUGUGAUGCCCAGUCAGAGGCCACCGAGGAGCCGUGCUCGAACUGUCGCCGAGCAAAUGCACAGUGCUUGUUCAGCCGGGUGCCGCAAAAGCGGGGGCCUAGCAAAGGGUACAUCAAAGAACUUGCCGAUCGCAUCAACACCAUCGAAGGCAAACUCAACACCGGAGCCGAGGGUCUUGACAGGAGAUCGUCAAGCGAAGCAUUUGCAUCUCCCAGUCUAGCCGACGGCGACAAGAAGCGGCCCUUUACUAGCAUUUCAGGCGAGGGUUUCCCAACUCCGCCGCAAAAUCGCGUUGCGCCGACCCAGCUUUCCGACCACAAGCCAAUUCUGCCAAACAUCCCACCAGAUUACCAACCCCCCCCUCCCGCACUCCCAAUGGAUGUCGAGGAGAAAGUGGCCGAGACGGCCCAGAACACCAACCAAGCGAACGUCAGCGGUGCUGCAGAGGACCAGCCCGAGCCGAUGGAUGGAAUUGAACAAAACGGCGUGCCCGUAGAGACGGAACAGCCAGUAAAGAGGCUGUCGCCGGGCAUUGAAAACCAUUAUUUCGACAAGUAUCUCGAGGUCGUUCACCCCAUCUUGCCGUUCUUGCCGAGCACCAAGGCCAAGCUGCUGUCUCUUAUGCGGCGGGUGCCAACGGCCCUGGAAGAUGCAUUCAGCUUUGCAUUUGUUGCUAUGCUUGAGCCUUACAUUGAGGACAAUGUCACUGUUCCUGCCCGCAAAGGGCUGGGCCUCCUCGACGAGUGGGAUUCGAAGGCAACCCAACCCAAUAGCCUCACCGACCUGGUUUCCCUGCAAAUCUUGGUCAUGACCCUCCUCUCUCUGGAUCAGCAGUUCACUCCCAACCCCCGGGCGCGGUACGGAACGGUAUCCAAGGCCCAAGUUCUCGGCCGAGCAGUCAUGCUUGGAUAUUCCAUGAAACUGUUCAACCGGACGGUUGAUCUCAAGAUGGAUGAGGACAACGAGCCGGACUCGAUUCGUAAUGUGGGACUGCGCACCUGGUGGGUUCUCAUCACACUCGACCACUGGCACGCCUUCAGCAUGGCGGUGCCCCCGUUGGUCAUCGAGUCGUUGAGCGUCCCGUCGGUUCGACUGAAGAAUUUACUCGGAGACCAGGCGUUCUACUUCAUGCAGGUCUCUGCCGUCGCGCCCCCGUUUCUGCACACCAUGCUCAGCCCAGCACUUGACUGCACAAACGAGCAGAGGGCCUCGAUGGGCUUGGUGGCCGCGCACUGCCUUCGGAUGCUCGACGCGACUUUCCCCACUCCUCCUGUCGGCGGCCCGGCCCCUUUCUUGGCCUACUGGCACUUCCGGCUCGUGGGCGAGCUUCUUGCAGCGAGUGGAACGCCUAGCAGCGCUAAUAUCCUCCAAGCCACGUCCAAACUCUACGAGAUACUCGCCACCGUGCACAACUUCCUCUCGCCCAUCACUCAUUACUUCUUAGUCAUCAUGGUCCUGGGUAUGAUUGAGCUCCUCCGCUUCCCCGAGACACGGGACGCCGGUGUUAGCUUGAUCCGCGAGUUGCUCGCCUUCAAAUUCGCCAAGACGUCGUGGGACGUUGUCAUCUGCAACCAGCUCGAGAAAUACCUGAAUCUCCAUGUCCCGUCGGCGCAGAACCCGGGCUCUGCCAGCGCCGCCACCGAAGACGCUUCCGGUACCCCGACCGUAGAUGGCCAUAACUCCGGCGAGACCCAAUCGCAAACCCCCGCCCCCGAGCCCCUCAAUGUCCAGGCUCUCCUGGUGGGUGGUUAUUUCUCGUGGUUCACGGAGAGAGAGGAUGGCCAGCCCCUGUUCAAUUAG